CUCUGCCGCCGGCAGGCAUCUCCUUGCGUAGUGGCAUUGUGUCCGCCGCAGCUGCAUUCCUUUAGCGUCUCCCCCGCGUCGUGCAGAGAAUGCAGCGCGCCGCGCAUGGAGAGGCAGCCCGAGCCGGCCGGCAGCUUCUCUGAAGUGGGGCGGAAAAAUCCCGACAAGCGGAAAAUUCUUCUUCGCUGCCCACGACCAGCUGCCACCCUCAGCCGGAGAAGCCUCGUCCGUCUCAUCCUCCAAGCGAGAAUGGAUCGAGCCCGUUCCUCCAGGUAAAGCGAUGUCCAGCUACACACCGUCGCUGCAGUAUGCUGAGGAGACGCAACCUUCUCACCACGUUACUCAUUGUGCUCCCGUGGGCGCUCCUCUUCACGCUGUGGCACCAGCAUCCGACCACCCGCUACCUCACCCUGCUGAGAAAAGAAUCAGGGGACAAUUCUACGGCCAAGCCUCUGCUCAAUGCCACGCAGGCUAAAGAAGAAGGUCCUCAAUGUGUCCAUCAACACGUCACCCGCGAAACUCCGGUGGUUGUCAGGACGUACGUAUAUUCCAGACCCCCUCCUUGGUCCCAGGAUGUCCCCACGAUUUACGUGAUCACCCCAACGUACAGCCGGCCUGUCCAGAAAGCCGAGUUGAUCCGGCUGGCAAACACUUUUCUGCACGUCGUGAACUUGCACUGGAUCGUGGUCGAAGACUCCCACCGGAAAACCAAGCUGGUGGCCAACCUUUUGGAGAAGGCAGGACUCAACUUCACGCACCUUAACGCCGAGAGCCCACGCAGCCUCAAAAUAGGGCUUUCCAAAACCCCAACCCAUACCCCUCGGGGAACCAUGCAACGGAACCUCGGGCUGCAAUGGCUCCGAGAAAACAUCGAUCCUUCCAAUCCGCCCCAAGGGGUUGUAUAUUUUGCAGACGACGACAACACUUACAGCCUGGAGCUAUUUGAAGAGAUGCGGUACACAAGAACAGUGUCCGUGUGGCCGGUGGCCUUCGUGGGAGGUUUGCGAUACGAGUCCCCAAAGGUCAGUCCAGGCGGGAGAGUUGUUGGCUGGAAGACGGUUUUCGACCCUAAUCGUCCAUUUGCCAUCGACAUGGCGGGAUUCGCUAUAAGCCUUCGACUGAUCCUUGAAAGGCCUUACGCCAACUUCAAGCUGGAAGGGGUGAAAGGCGGUUACCAGGAAACGAGCUUACUCAAAGAUCUGGUCUCCAUGGAUGGACUGGAGCCCAAAGCAGCAAAUUGCACUAAGAUUUUGGUUUGGCACACAAGAACGGAGAGACCGACGCUUGUUAAUGAAGGAAAACGAGGAUUCACGGACCCUGACAUUGAAGUCUAGCCAUAAUGCCCCUCAUACAUCGUAAGCGAUCA
This is a messenger RNA of Spea bombifrons (plains spadefoot toad), 1366 nucleotides long. RefSeq names its product galactosylgalactosylxylosylprotein 3-beta-glucuronosyltransferase 1-like. Gene Ontology annotation, biological process: chondroitin sulfate proteoglycan biosynthetic process; carbohydrate metabolic process. NCBI's taxonomy places the organism in Eukaryota, Metazoa, Chordata, Amphibia, Anura, Pelobatidae. Gene Ontology annotation, cellular component: Golgi membrane. Bases 309 to 1334 code for a protein of 341 amino acids. The record is from RefSeq and is a predicted model, not a curated record. Gene Ontology annotation, molecular function: galactosylgalactosylxylosylprotein 3-beta-glucuronosyltransferase activity. The transcript has 5 exons.